AUGAUUGACUCUGGCGCACAGGAGUCGGUUCUUUCUAUGAAAACAGCAAGGGAGUGUAACUUACUCAACCAAAUCGACUAUCAAAGGAAAAAGAUGUACCAAGGAAUGGGGCAAGCGUCUUCAGUGGGGACUAUAUAUAUCGUACCCCUCAUCAUCGGCACAACGUACUGCGUCACGUCGCUCAACGUUUUAUCAGAGGACUCCCCACUUGACCAUCUCCUCAUUGGAACAAAUACACUCAGAUCGCUUGGCUGUUGCAUCGACUUUUCAAAGAACUGUUUGAGAGUGAAGGGGGAAGAAGUCCCAUUUUUGACAAACACUGAAGUGGACUACAUUUUGCAUAAGCCAUUCCACAUCAACCCAUUCGAGGGAGAGUUUGUGGCGUCUCAACACAAGUUUUUGAAACCAGAACGACCCGUUCUACCAACACCGACACUGUUAAGGUACCCGGACUUGAUGGUCCAACAAUUGAUCAUGGAGGGGUUAAGUGAUGAUGAUGCUCUCAACAUGCUCGAUAUCACUGGAGGAAAUUUGUCUGAAGCUCUUAGAAAGCUUCACUGA
Molecule: messenger RNA, 561 nt
Organism: Entamoeba invadens IP1
Lineage: Eukaryota; Evosea; Mastigamoebida; Endamoebidae
Product: DNA damage-inducible protein, putative
Exons: 2
Coding region: 1-561 (186 amino acids)
Biological process (GO): proteolysis
Molecular function (GO): aspartic-type endopeptidase activity
Source: RefSeq, a predicted model, not a curated record